This is a messenger RNA of Pyricularia oryzae 70-15, 1617 nucleotides long. RefSeq names its product cytochrome P450 3A24. NCBI's taxonomy places the organism in Eukaryota, Fungi, Ascomycota, Sordariomycetes, Magnaporthales, Pyriculariaceae. The transcript is spliced from 3 exons. Gene Ontology annotation, molecular function: iron ion binding; oxidoreductase activity, acting on paired donors, with incorporation or reduction of molecular oxygen; monooxygenase activity. Bases 1 to 1617 code for a protein of 538 amino acids. The record is from RefSeq and is a predicted model, not a curated record.
AUGUUUAACCUGCCAGCAAUCAGCGUCGCAUCAGGCCUCGCCCUGUUGUACCUGAUCGUCAGCCACCUGCGCACGCGGCGCAAGCCCUUCCCGCCCGGGCCGCCAGGCAGCCUGAUCCUCGGCAACCUGCUGCAGAUUCCGACCAAAAAGGCGUGCCUGACAUUCCAGAAAUGGAGCCGCGAGUACGGAAGCUCCUCCGAUGGACUUCUGGGCCUGCGAAUGGGGCCCUGGGCCAGGAUGAUCGUCCUGAACAAGCACAAACAGUAUCGCGACCUGCUCGAGGGCCGCAGCACCGUCUAUGCCGGCCGCGGGUCCGUCCCCAUCAUGGAAAAGCUGCGCGUCUGGACCAAACCCGGCGAGCCCUACGUGGGCAACUUUGCCUCGUGGCAGUACAACGACGAACUCAAGCGCGAGAGGAGGGCGACCCACGAAUACAUAACGCGGUCUGCACAAGUCGAGAAGCUGCUUCCGAUCCAAGAUGCCGAGAGCACGCAGCUGAUGUGGGACUUGUUGAGUUUUGAACGGGAUAAAAAGGCCGGCGAUACCGCUCCCGGGUCGCACCACCUUUUGUUUUUCCGCACCUUUGGCGCCGUCGUGCUCGCGGCUGUAUAUGGGAUCCGCGGAAAAGAUACCACGCACGAUUCGCAUCUGGGUCAGUUCGAAUCGAUAGUCAAAGACUUUAUUCAACUGCUGGCGCUGACAGCUGCGCCGCCGUACGAGGUGUUCCCCUUUGUCGACUACAUUCCCGAGUUUAUAAACCCCUGGCGGGGGUGGAUUCUGAGGGGUAAAGAAUUCAGGGUCCGCUGGUUUCGGUUUUGGAAAGAGUUCCACGACAUUGCACUGAACUCGGCCGAAAGCAAGACCAGCCGCGAGGGCGACGGUAUGCUCCUUCAGCUCGAGGGCAAGGGGUAUUCCGAUACGGAAAAAUUGUCCUUUGGCGCGACCAUAAUGAACGGCGGAGCCGACACGACCGCCAUAACGUGCCUCACCAUGCUUGGCGCGUUUGUUAAUAACCCUGAUCUUCAACAGCAGGCCCGGGCGGAGAUAGAUGCUAUUUUUGGGGAGGGCGUUAUGCCUACAGCCGACAUAAUUGAACCAACUCCCUUUUGUAAAGGCUUGUUUCUACGAGGUGAGGCCGUUCGAUGGCGACCUUUGACGCCGCUCAUGACGCGCAGGGUCCGCCAGGACCACGAAUACGAGGGUUUCUUCAUCCCCAAAGAUACAAUGGUGCUGUUUAACAUCUGGGCCCUAUCCCACGACACCGACGUGUUCGAUCGCCCUCAGGACUUUAUGCCUAGCCGGUAUCUCCCGCAGUGCAGAGGUGACCCCGACGUCAAACCCCUGCCGGUGUACGGGUUCGGGACGGGCUUGAGGAACUGCCCCGGCCAAAAGAUGGCCGAGAAUUCGGUCAUGUUGGUGGUCGCGAAGCUCCUUUGGGCGUUUGAGAUCUCGUCGCCGGACGGAAAACUCGAUACGAGCAUGGAGACUGGCUACGAUGACGCGUUCAUGCUGGCGCCGAACCCAGCCAGGUUGAGCUUCCGUCUCCGGAGUCAGAUCCGUGGGGAUGUCGUUCAAAGGGAGUGGAAGAAGGCGGACGAGUGCUGCAUUGAGGGUUAA